AUGUGGGCGGCGGAGGCGCCCUUCUCGCGGUCGGGGUCGUGGCGGGAGGCGGAGGACGAGCAGGAGGCGCUGCGCUGGGCCGCGCUGCAGCGCCUCCCCACCGUCGCGCGCGCCAGGAGGGGCCUGCUCAGGUCGCCCGCCGUCGCGCCCGGCGCCUCCGGCGCGGGCGGCCCGGUCGAGGGCGACGACGCGCUCUGCGAGGUCGACGUCACCGGUCUCUCCUCCGGCGACCGCACCGCGCUCGUCGACCGCCUGCUCGCCGACUCCGGCGACGCCGAGCAGUUCUUCCGCCGCAUACGCGCCCGCUUCGACGCGGUGCACAUAGAGUUCCCCAAGAUCGAAGUGAGGUACGAGGACCUGACGGUGGACGCGUACGUGCAUGUCGGCAGCAGGGCGCUGCCCACCAUCCCCAACUUCAUAUGCAACAUGACAGAGGCAUUUCUGAGGCACCUGAGGAUCUACAGAGGGGGACGAAUGAAGUUACCUAUAUUGGACAACAUUAAUGGGAUCAUUCGCCCAUCAAGAAUGACACUGCUUUUGGGCCCUCCAAGUUCCGGGAAGACCACCUUGCUUUUAGCACUUGCCGGUCGACUUGGUCCUGGACUAAAGAUGUCUGGGAGCAUUACUUACAAUGGCCACCAUCUAAACGAAUUUGUGCCUCAAAGAACAUCUGCUUAUGUAAGUCAGCAAGACUGGCAUGCUUCAGAGAUGACCGUCAGAGAAACCCUGGAGUUUGCUGGGCGCUGUCAGGGUGUUGGUAUAAAGUAUGAUAUGCUCGUUGAACUUUUGAGGAGAGAAAAGAAUGCUGGGAUCAAGCCUGAUGAGGACCUUGAUGUAUUCAUGAAGGCAUUGGCUCUUGAAGGUAGACAGACGAGUCUCGUGGCUGAGUACGUAAUGAAGAUUUUAGGGCUGGACAUCUGUGCUGACACUAUUGUCGGAGAUGAAAUGGUCAAAGGAAUCUCCGGUGGGCAAAAGAAGCGUCUAACAACAGGUGAAUUGUUAGUUGGGUCUGCUCGUGUUCUGUUCAUGGAUGAGAUUUCAACUGGCCUUGAUAGUGCAACCACAUAUCAGAUUAUCAAGUACUUGAGGGAUUCCACACAUGCUCUGGAUGGCACUACAAUCAUAUCCCUGCUGCAGCCUGCUCCAGAAACUUAUGAGCUAUUCGAUGAUGUCAUCCUUAUAUCUGAAGGUCAAAUUGUAUACCAGGGACCACGUGAAUAUGCUGCUGAUUUUUUUGCUGCAAUGGGAUUCAGGUGCCCUGAAAGGAAAAAUGUGGCAGAUUUUUUGCAAGAAGUUUUGUCCAAGAAAGAUCAACAGCAGUACUGGUGUCAAUAUGAUUAUCCAUACCAGUUUGUGUCCGUAACAAAAUUUGCUGAAGCCUUCAAAACAUUUGUUAUUGGUAAGAGGCUGCAUGAUGAUUUAGAUAGGCCAUACAAUAGAAAACAUAAUCAUCCCGCUGCUCUUUCAACUUCAAAUUACGGUGUCAAGAGGCUUGAGAUUCUAAAGUCCAGCUUCCAGUGGCAGCGUCUGCUGAUGAAAAGGAACUCAUUCAUCUACGUCUUCAAAUUCAUUCAGCUUCUACUUGUGGCCCUCAUCACAAUGACUGUAUUUUUUCGAACAACAAUGCACCAUGAUUCAGUUGAUGAUGGUAUCAUUUAUCUUGGAGCCCUCUAUUUUGCAAUAGUGAUGAUUCUAUUCAACGGCUUUACUGAAGUCUCAAUGUUGGUGGCGAAGCUUCCAGUUCUUUACAAGCACAGAGAUUUGCAUUUCUAUCCACCGUGGGCUUAUACGCUUCCUUCAUGGCUCCUGAGCAUUCCAACCUCACUUAUUGAAUCAGGAAUGUGGACACUUGUAACAUAUUAUGUGGUUGGUUAUGAUCCCCAAUUCACAAGAUUUCUGGGACAAUUUCUGUUGCUUUUCUUUCUGCACCAGACAUCUUUGGCUCUUUUCCGGGUCAUGGCAUCUUUGGGCCGAAAUAUGAUAGUUGCUAAUACCUUUGGAUCGUUUGCUUUGUUGGUUGUUAUGAUUCUUGGAGGAUUCAUCAUAACCAAAGAAAGCAUACCAGUCUGGUGGAUUUGGGGUUACUGGAUAUCUCCUAUGAUGUAUGCACAAAAUGCUAUAUCGGUAAAUGAAUUCCAUGGGCAUUCUUGGAGCAAGCCAUUUGCAGAUCAGAAUAUCACAUUAGGUGAAGCUGUACUCACUGGAUAUGGAUUAUUCAAGGAAAAAUAUUGGUUUUGGAUUGGAGUAGGAGCAUUGUUAGGGUACACGAUUGUUUUGAAUGCCUUAUUUACAUUGUUCUUGACAAUUCUCAACCCAAUUGGGAAUAUGCAAGCUGUUGUGUCCAAGGAUGCAAUUCGAAACAAGGAAUCUAGGAGGAGUGACAGAGUAGCCCUAGAGCUGAGAUCUUACCUGCAUUCAAAUUCACUGAAUGGGCUUAAGCUCAAGGAACAGAAGGGCAUGGUGUUACCCUUUCAACCCCUUUCUAUGUGUUUUAAGAAUAUAAACUACUACGUUGAUGUACCAGAGGAAUUGAAAAAGCAAGGGAUAGCAGAAGACCGCCUUCAGUUGCUUGUUGAUGUCACUGGCGCAUUUAGGCCAGGGGUACUAACAGCCCUUGUUGGAGUCAGUGGUGCUGGUAAAACCACCCUCAUGGAUGUUUUAGCCGGCCGGAAGACUGGAGGACUCAUAGAAGGAAGCAUUUCUAUAUCUGGAUAUCCUAAGAACCAAGAGACUUUCACAAGGAUAUCCGGUUAUUGUGAACAAAAUGAUGUCCAUUCACCUUGCUUGACUGUGAUUGAGUCUUUGUUAUACUCGGCAUGCCUCCGGUUGCCUUCUCAUGUCAAUGAUGACACUCAAAGGGCCUUUGUGGAAGAGGUAAUGGAACUUGUUGAGCUGAAUCCGUUAAGUGGUGCUCUUGUUGGCCUGCCAGGAGUUAAUGGUCUGUCUACGGAACAACGCAAAAGGUUGACGAUAGCUGCGGAGCUUGUGGCAAAUCCUUCCAUUGUAUUCAUGGAUGAACCUACGUCAGGGUUGGAUGCUAGGUCUGCAGCCAUUGUGAUGAGAACUGUACGAAAUAUUGUUAAUACAGGGCGGACAAUCGUGUGCACCAUCCAUCAGCCAAGUAUUGACAUAUUUGAAUCCUUUGAUGAGCUUUUGUUUAUGAAGCGUGGAGGGCAACUCAUAUAUGCUGGUCCCUUGGGUUCCAAAUCGCGGAAUCUGGUUGAGUUUUUCCAGGCAGUUCCAGGGGUGCCUAAAAUCAGGGAUGGCUAUAAUCCUGCUGCAUGGAUGUUGGAUGUCACGAGUACACAAAUGGAGCAGAUUCUUGGAGUGGAUUUUGCUGAAUACUAUCGACAGUCGAAAUUAUUUCUGCAGACCAAAGAAAUCGUCGAGGCCUUGAGCAAACCGAACAGUGAAGUGAAAGAGCUUACUUUCUCUACCAAGUAUGCUCAACCAUUCUGUGCUCAGUUUAUUGCUUGCUUAUGGAAGCAAAACCUAUCAUACUGGAGGAAUCCUCAAUACACCGCAGUUCGGUUUUUCUACACUGUCAUCAUCUCCUUGAUGUUUGGGACGAUUUGUUGGAAAUUUGGAUCUAGAAGGGAGACCCAACAUGAUAUAUUCAAUGCCAUGGGUGCCAUGUAUGCAGCAGUGCUUUUCAUAGGAAUCACUAAUGCCACAUCUGUUCAGCCUGUGAUUUCCAUCGAAAGAUUCGUAUCAUAUAGAGAGCGAGCUGCUGGGAUGUAUUCGGCAUUACCUUUCGCAUUCUCUCUGGUUACUGUGGAGUUCCCUUACAUUCUUGUACAGUCACUUGUUUAUGGUACAAUUUUCUACAGCCUGGGUUCGUUUGAGUGGACAGCAGUGAAGUUCUUGUGGUUCCUGUUCUUCAUGUACUUCACUCUGUUGUACUUCACCUUUUAUGGCAUGAUGACAACGGCGAUCACACCAAACCAUAUGGUCGCGCCUAUCAUUGCCGCCCCAUUCUACACGCUAUGGAAUCUCUUCUGCGGGUUCAUGAUCCCAAGAAAGGUAUGGAACGAAUAUCACCCCCAUGAUCUGAAUCAAAAACUUCCGUCCUACGGUGGACUUCCAGUUCCGUUUCCGUUUGGCAAUCUGGCUGAUCCCAGUGUGGUGGAGGUGGUACUACUGGGCCAACCCGGUGUCCUGGACGCUGUACGGGCUCCUGACCUCCCAGUUCGGCGACCUGGACCAGCCCCUGCUGCUGGCCGACGGCAUCAGAACCACCACCGUCGUGGCGUUCCUGGAGGAGCACUUUGGGUUCCGGCACGACUUCCUCGGCGUAGUCGCCACGAUGGUGAUCGGCUUCUGCGUCCUCUUCGCCGUCGUCUUCGCCCUCGCCAUCAGGAACCUCAACUUCCAGCGCAGAUGAUCGGCAGCAGCAAAUGUACCCCGCGCAGUUUAACUUAA
Messenger RNA from Triticum turgidum subsp. durum (durum wheat), 4422 nucleotides. NCBI's taxonomy places the organism in Eukaryota, Viridiplantae, Streptophyta, Magnoliopsida, Poales, Poaceae. The record is from the annotation of a GenBank genome assembly.